GUUAGUGAUUCAUUUCAGUGUCGGGGUUGUGUCGAAGUGCACUGCCAAGUGUUUAUCAUGGCGUUAUAUCUAUUAAUUUAUUUCGGUUUAAUAUACACUGUGACGAGUCAAAAGAGCUUUAUACUUGUCUUAGAUACUACUGCCUCGAUGAAAGAAGAAGUGGAUAUUAUUAAGGCAAAUAAACAGUUUGCUUUUGAUGAGAAAACAAAUGAAGAAUACAUUUUGCUGCCCUUCAAUAACCCUGAUGUUGGACCACCAUUAGUUUUCACCACAGCCGCGAAUUUUAUAGACCGUUUAGAUCUGGUUGAAGCUGGUGGAGGUAAAGAAUGUCCGGAGAAGUCUCUAUCAGCAAUAGAAAUGGCUUUAGAGAGAAGCAAAUAUUCUUCGAAUAUUUAUGUGUUUACUGACGCGAUCGCAAAAUCUGAUGAGAGACCAAAAAUUGAAAGUAUAUCUCAACUCUGCAGACAGAAACGUAGUCAGGUAUUCAUUUUCCAGAGCGGACAAUGUGCUUCCGAAUCGAACGACUUCUAUUACGAUGUAGCCAGUCUAUGUUCUGGUUCCGUUUUCUAUUUCGAAUUGUCUAGUUUAAAAAAGGCAUUUGACUUUAUAAGGGAAACUAUGCGAUUAGAAUGGACGCCAGCGAAUAUACAAGAAGUAUCUUCCAACAUUUUUGGUCGGAAACAUUAUACAUUUACAGUUGACGUACUAACAUCGGAAAUUUUAGUUGGUGUAUCUGGACAGAACCCUGAAAUGCAAAUCUCAAACGAGCUGGGUCAAACAGUAGACUAUAACACUAUUAUGCAGACUAGGCAUUCUUUGGUAAUGUGCUUGCAUGACCUAGAAAUUGGGGAAUAUACUAUAGAAGUGAACUCGCAGGGUCCAGCAAUAAUAUAUGCGUUCACACAUAAACAACUGACAUUUAAAUACGGCUUCUCACCAAAAACUCCUAGAAGCUUAAAGGAAACCUCCGAACGACCAAUACCAGGUACAUCAAACAACAUACUUAUCGUUACAUCAGGAACCAAUAUAGAACUAUUAUCGGUAGAAGUACUAAUGCUGAAAUCUGGGGAGACUAAUGUUCUAAAUUUAGAGUUAAGUUACGCUGCCAAGGGGCAGUAUAUGGCCACGCACUUGUUUGAACCAGGAAAAUCAUUUAGAUUAUCCAUAACUGCAAAAUAUUCUAACUAUAACCAAGUUAUAAGUGGUGCUUCGAAAGUAAUAGAAACCCAACAGCAAGGAAUGGUAACCGAGUGGAUUAAUCCAUCAGCCCAUAUAAUUGACGAAAACAGCAAUUUAAUUGGAUUUGGAUUGAACGCUACAUUCGCUUGUAAAAUCGAUAGUUUUCCAAAACCAGAAGUUUGGUGGGAAGAUGAGAAUUCUGAGAGACUUCCUUCUGAUACCGUUUUAUUAGAAAUUCCUUCUACGUACAUAAGUUAUGUUAACAUCGACAAUGCAACACACAAUGGUACAAUAACAUGCAAAGCGAAAAACCCUCUAGGUACUGCUGACAGCAGUGUGGAUGUAUUCGUCAAUCGAACCUUUGUAUUUGAAGUACUGGAGUAUCCUACAGAUAUAACAGUGAAUUACGGCGACACUGGGAAGCUUUACUGUAAAGUAAAUGCAUAUCCAGAAGCUGAAAUUAAAUGGAUCCAUAAUGGUACUGAAGUAGAUAGUGAACGAGUGGAAAUUAAUCCUGAAGAGAACUGGUUAUUAAUAAAAAACAUGGAUCUGGAUGAUGUUGGCGAAUAUGUAUGUGAUAUACAAAAUGACGUGGAAUCUAUAACGUACACUGCUGUUGUUUUUAUCACUGGUUUAGAGGCCCCUGUUAUACAAAUAGAGAAAACUGAAGUAAUUUUAAAACCAGGUGAUUGGACCGAACAGAAAUGCUUGAUUACACAAGGAAAACCCACACCGUCCAUCUCUUGGAAGUAUAGAUUGGAAGAUGACUUUAGUUUCUUAGAAAUCCCCGAAGGCGUAUACAUAUCAGACAACGUUUUGAAAAUACCAUCAGCGCAAUCGCAUCAUGGAGGCGUGUACUUAUGUGAGGCAAAUAAUUCCUUGGGUGUUGAUCAACAGCAGGUGUUAGUGAAAGUGCAAUAUCAACCGAGAAUCAAAAACCAGGACGAGUCUCUAGAAGUAAAACAGGGGGAUGUGGUUACGCUACCAUGUGAUGUAGAUGCUGUUCCAGAGGCUGAAGUACAUUGGGACAUGUACCAGGAUGACGUUAUCAUUGCAUUUGAUGAAAGACACCAUACGGAUUCAUCAUACACACAUCGAUUCACGGCACAAUUAAAUGACUCUGGAAUGUAUCACUGUAUAGCUAAAAACAGCAUGGGAACUGCGACACGUACUGUUCACGUUAAUGUUUGGGUUGCUCCAUACAUCCAAUCUCCAGUUACUAAUAAUAUAACUCAGAUGAUUGGGACAACGUUAUAUCUUAAUUGUUAUAUAAAUUUUGGGAACCCCUUACCUUCCACUCGAUGGGAAUUCAUCGCGUCUAAUACAAACAUUUCUGUUUUAACAACGGGGCAUGCAACUGGAAAAUUGGAAUAUAAAGUUCAAGAUUUAAAGAAGAAAAACGAAGGCACCUAUCGGUGUAUAGCAGAAAAUGAUGUUGGAGUAGAUAGUAUUAAUUUAUUUGUAAAAGUUGUAUAGGGAAAGUUUUAAAAUAGCACCUACUUUUAUUUAAAUUAUCUACAUGUAAUAAAUAGUUACAGUAUUUAAUAUCCUAGGAUA
This is a messenger RNA of Pieris napi, 2736 nucleotides long. Its product is annotated as hemicentin-1-like. NCBI's taxonomy places the organism in Eukaryota, Metazoa, Arthropoda, Insecta, Lepidoptera, Pieridae. The record is from RefSeq and is a predicted model, not a curated record. The transcript is spliced from 17 exons. The coding region runs from base 58 to 2655 and encodes 865 amino acids.